UCUUAACAACGCUGCUAACCUUAAAUUAAGACAAAAAAGCAUUUAUAUUUUUAUGGACAAUUUUGCCUUUGGCCCUGACAACUAGUGGAAACCCAGUAUAAUGGAUAAUCAGUGGAUCGUCACUAUCAGGGGUCAUUUGGACGUCCAUUUAAAUAGUUACGGUUAGGGCAUAGAUAGAACAAUGAGAGGUUUAGUUAAUCUUUGGUUAGGGUUUAGGGUAGGGCCGUCCCAAGGAUCUCAGAUUGCACCGACCAAAACGUGGCCUUAGCCAGCUACUUCCGCUUUCUUGUCACUCCCCCUCCGCAGCUUCCUGGGGCUGACCCUGUAUUCACGCUUGAAACCAACAACACAACCGCCUCCUCAGGGACACUUGUUUUGUCAAUCCAGUUUGUUUGCUAGACUCGUCGUAGCUGUUGCCUGGAGGACCGCUGGCCAGUCCACAGCCACUGGCCAUGGAGCACGGAAGCGGGUUUUCAUUCAUGAAGUAUGGGACUGCAGCGUCCCUCGCAAUGGUUCUGCUGGCGUACUGGUUCCGAUCUCCAGGGGAGUCAGGACUAGAUAACAGGCUUGACACGGUGCUGUCCUCCCUACUGCGGGCUGAAAGCAAAGUGGGGAUGAACAACGCCAGACCCAGGGUGGCGAUAGGUUUAGGGGGUUGUGUUGACGUCAUCGUGGAUGGGGUGACGUUGCUGAAUAAGAUCGGCCUGCCGCCCACAGGCCAGCCUCUCCACCAUGACUACAUAGAGACCGCUGAUCAGCUGGCACAGAGCUUCGCUUACUUCUUUGCCCCGGGAGCCGCCUCAGAGCGGUUUGUGAUAAAUGACACCUUGUUCAGUCAGCUGGUCGAGGCAUCCCGUGAGUUGCCCGACAACCGCUGGGCCAUAGGUGGCAACGCUCCGGUGAUGGCUGGUCGCAUGGCAACCGAGGGCUGCGACGUGUUGCUAGGGGGGAGCUUCAGCCCCGACUUCGCUGACAUACUGUCCCAGCACAUCACAGUUGCAGGUAAUGUGGUGGAGGAGCCUGAUAUCCAUCUGAUCCUGGAGUACCCAUCAGGAGCCACCUGGGGCCAGUACACCGCCCGCAGAGCCAACAGGUACAUAGUCCACAGUGAUGACCAUAACCCGUACCUGGCGUCGCUUCAGGACUUUGAGGUGAAGCUACAGGACUUCCACCCUGACCUGCUGGUGGUGGGCGGGCUCCAGAUGAUGGACAGCUUCCCCUUCCAACAGGGUGAGCGGGAAGCACUGCUCUCUCGGCUGGGCAGUCUCCUCUCCUCCUCCUCCCCUCGUACAGGCGUCCAUUUUGAGAUGGCCAGCUUCGUGGAUGAGGGUCUAAUGGGGGACCUGCUGCGUCUGGUCCUGCCCCACGCUGACUCUCUGGGGAUGAACGAGCAGGAGCUGCCCAACUUGCUCAGCCUUCUGAGGGGCUCCAACAUCACCGUGCUCUCUGACCCUAACCCUCGCGUUGCUACCGUCCUCGACCAGAUGAGGGCGCUCUACCGCCUGGUCAACCAGCGCUACCGCGACGCUAAUGAGGAUAGCGACAUGGGCGCUUACGCCACUAGUGCCAAAGGCCGGCCGCUGACCCGGCUCCACGUACACACCCUGGCGUUCCAGGCCAUGAUCGUGACGUGCGGCUCCCAGUGGAAGAACACCAUGUCUGCUGUGGCCAAGGCCUCGCUCACCGCCAACCGCCACGUGUGUGGCUCGCCGGACAUCGACCCCAGCAAGGCGCGCCUCAUCAUGGACGAGUCGUUCUCGGUGAGUAGUAAGGAGGGCAGCCAGCGGAUCCCUCUAGAGGAGACCAGGCCCGUCAGCUGCUGGGACGAGGAGGACUACGAGAUCUGUGUGGCGCCUGUCCUGGUGUGCACCGAGGUUUACCAGACGGCCGGGGGAGGGGACAACAUCUCUGCCGCAGGACUGGUGCUGCAGAUCUGAGCCAUUGAUAGCGACGAACGGCUAACUCUGACUAAGCGUUAGCUUAACAGGGGCUGCCAACUCUGCUCCGGGGGGGUGGUGCACUCUUUUGCUCCAGCCCUAUUCUAACACACUGAAUUCAACUAUACAAGAUCCUCAUGAGUAUCUGAUAGGUAGGUCCAGAGCAAAAGCCAGCACACCUCGUAGCUCUCCACUAGGAUUGGCCCCCUAGGAUUCACCGCUAGGCUAACGCGCCAAAGGGUAACACAGAGAGCUAUGAUAGCUGGCUCACUCUCUGGAGCUCCACAGACUUCUUGAAUAAAUUCCACGUGUGUUUUAAGUCAGUAAACCGAACGGACAGAAAGACAGACAACCCUUCCCAUAACAUGUGAAGACUUUAGGCAUUCUGGUUUUAGGUGUGUUGAUUUUUGGUUUUGAUUGUUUCAUGUUGUGUUGCCGGUGCAAUGCUAACACAGGGUCCAGUGUGUCUGUGGCAGGGCCUGCUCCUCUUCUCUCUCUCUCUCCUUUUAUCUCCUCUCCCCGCUCUCCUCCUGAGCUCAUUUCUCUCCUGUCCUCUCUGAGCAGUAUGACGCGGGUGAGACUCACACACUCCAGACUUCUAUACUUCCUGUCAAACAGACCGUGUCAAGACAGGCAGCUCGUUCUCUCAUUCCGUCAGAAAAUGGAACACAUCUAAUAAUAAUACUACCCAUAAACCCCCCUGGGAU
Molecule: messenger RNA, 2644 nt
Organism: Oncorhynchus mykiss (rainbow trout)
Lineage: Eukaryota; Metazoa; Chordata; Actinopteri; Salmoniformes; Salmonidae
Product: ADP-dependent glucokinase
Biological process (GO): glucose metabolic process
Cellular component (GO): endoplasmic reticulum
Molecular function (GO): ADP-specific glucokinase activity
Source: RefSeq, a predicted model, not a curated record